UGUGUUUGUGAGCGUGUAUGUGUGUGUGUCGUCCCCGGCCGCAUGGGAUGAGCUGCCCGCAGUCUUUGCAGCCACUGUUUUCGCCUCCUCCUCCUUCUCCUCCUCCUCCUCCUCCUCCUCCUCUUCUCCUUUGCCUCUGUGUAGCUGUCCAGUCCGAGAAUGUUGACCACUGUGGCCUGAACCUCCUCUUCAUCUCCUGACUGCCACUCUGCGUGUUUUUGUCUCUGACGGUCGUAGUCCUCCUCCAUCUGGCUGUUAAGGUCCUGCUCUGCCCAUCUUGUACUGUAACUGAAUCUGACCAGACGAGUUGUUCCAAAAGAGCUGAGAGGAACAUGGCUGUGGCCAGAUGUCCGGAUUAUUUCCUGCAUCAUCCAAAUUAUCAGCAGGACAAUAUAGACCGGACCUCCAAUCACAGGCAAGCUGACAUCAUUGGUCCAAGCUUCCAGCAAUCAGCCAAUCGGAGUUCUCCAAGCCAUCAAGAGGAUGAUGUCGAUCUAGAGGCCCUGGUGAAUGAUAUGAACUCAUCGCUGGAGAGCCUGUACUCCACCUGCAGUGGCCAGCAGACAGAGUCCACCCCGCUACUGCAAAAUGGACAGACCUCUUCCUCACACCACCAACAACAUAAUCAGCAUCACACACAACACAGCCAGCCUCGGCAGGGUCAGCACUCACACACUCUAAGCCACGCCUCUCCAGAGCCACCCUCUUCCUCCUCAUCGUCCACUGACUCACCACAAAGUGGACUUCGACGCUCACAACCGAUGCACAUCCUCGCUGUCAGGAGGUUGCAGGAGGAGGAGCAGCAGCUGAGGACAUCUUCUCUCCCGGCCAUCCCAAACCCUUUCCCCGAGCUCUGCAGUCCAGCCAGCUCCCCUGUCCUCAGCCCGGGCUCCCUGCCUCCAGGAGAACCCUCCUCUGGCACAUAUAUUGUGAAGAUUUUCAGUGAAGACGGCAUGGGCAAAGUGGUGGAGAUCCCAGCUGACAUGACAGCCAGAGACCUGUGCCAGCUCCUGGUUUAUAAAAGCCAUUGUGUGGAUGACAACAGUUGGGCACUUGUUGAACAUCACCCACUGCUCGGGCUAGAGCGCUGUCUAGAAGAUCACGAGCUGGUGGUUCAAGUUCAGGCCUCCAUGAACAGCGACAGCAGAUUCCUCUUCAGGAAGAACUAUGCCAAAUAUGAAUUCUUCAGAAACCCCCUGGCGUUUUUCCCAGAGCACAUGGUUGCAUGGUGCCAGGAAACCAGUCGUACGAUUCCACCGUCUCAGCUCCUUCAGAACUUCCUAGCGACCAGCAGCUGUCCAGAGAUUCAGGGUUAUCUGUAUGUGAAGGAGGUGGGGAGAAAGUCAUGGAAGAAAGUUUACAUGUUCCUGCGGCGCUCAGGACUCUACUGCUCUACAAAAGGAACCUCAAAGGAGCCCAGACAUCUACAGUUACUAGCAGACCUUGAAGACAGCAACUUCUUCACAGUCAUCAUGGGCAAAAAGCAGCACGGUGCUCCCACAGACUACGAGUUCUGUAUCAAACCCAAUAAAGGUCGAGGGGAGAUGAAGGAGCUGAGGAUGCUGUGUGCUGACGACGAGCAGGGCAGGACAUGUUGGAUGACGGCCUUCAGACUCUUUAAGUAUGGGAUUGUAUUGUACCAGAAUUAUAAGAUUCCUCAACAAAGAAAAACCUUACUUUCACACUUCUCAGCACCAAUGCGGAGUGUAUCAGAGAACUCCCUUGUGGCGAUGGAUUUCUCGGGGAGGAUAGGCAGAGUGAUUGACAACCCUGUAGAAGCUCAGAGUGCUGCCAUGGAGGAGGGGCAUGCGUGGCGGAAGAGGAGUCAACGAAUGAACAUAUUAGGCUCCCACAGUCCACUACACCACUCCUCAUUAAACUCAGUCAUCCACAUGGCUCAGUUGUGGUUCCACGGCAGGAUAACCAGAGAAGAGUCUCAUCGUAUUAUCCACCAGCAAGGACAAGUAGACGGGUUGUUUCUGCUGAGGGUCAGUCAGAGUAACCCCAAGGCGUUUGUGCUCACGUUGUGCCAUCACCAGAAAAUCAAACAUUUCCAGAUACUACCGUGUGAAGAGGACGGCCAACUCUUCUUCAGCCUUGAUGACGGCGCCACCAAAUUCACUGACCUGAUCCAGCUGGUGGAGUUCUACCAGCUCAACAGAGGAGUGCUGCCUUGUAAACUCAAACACCCAUGCACCGUCGUAGCCUUAUGACAUCAUCGGAUCAUCAGACCCCAUGAGCUAUAUCACUUGACGUGACUCUGCCUAAAACAAACAAACAAACAAACAAACAAACAAACAAACACAACAACAAGAAUCUUUUUGUUUUUAUCUUUAUAAGAAGCUGGUGAAUGACUGAUGUUUCUCCGUUGUUGUUUUUUAAUGCCGUGAGUCCGCCAGAGACUGCUGACUUUGUUGGAUUCUUUUCGUUUGCAUGGAUGUUUGAGGAAUCAGAUGCACAACCUGCUAACGAGGUUCCUCGGUCAAGACGAGAGAAGAUCAAGGAAAUGAACACUGCCGUUUGUGUCAUACAGUUGCAGAAUCUUCCACAGUCUUGCUACCCACAGUCAUCAAUAAGCUUGAAUACAGUGACCCUCGAGGUUUCGUCUUUUCUUCCCUUAAACUGGACAGUGAGCAGGACGAGCUUUAUCGUGGACCACUCUGCUCCCUGACAACAAACAGUAGUCUUAUUCAAACGUCCUCAAAGAUGACUGUAGACAGAGAGUUGAUUGUCUCUUUAGUUUUGCACUCAUCAAAAUGGGAGUGGCCUUUGACUGUGCAUGACUUUGAAGCUGUCACAUUAGUGAACUGAGAGAUGGUAGAGAGAGACCACCCUCAAGGGUUGCAGGCGUGUAAGGACAUGUCAGAAUUCAACAUGGACGGGAUUCAGAGGCACCAGGACGAAUGUCCUUUUUGAAUUUGUGAAAAAUCUGGAGUUUGUCAAAACAAGUAUUUUAAAAGAAUGGACUGUACUAAAACCUGCAUUGUGCCCUCUCAUAGAGUUUUAUUUGCUCAUCUUUGACCACACAGGGUUUUUGUUGCUCUUGCAUAUUUUUUUUAACACUUUGCAUUCAGGUCAUUUGCAAUCCUCCAUUAUUUACAUAAGCUACGACUCUUCAUUGGUGAUGCUGUUGCACGUUCCAGCUCUGUUCAGUAUUUCCUGGUACAACCUCCACAAAAAGAAGCAUUUGUCAAACUUUGGGGUAAUACAGGGUGAAGUCGCAAGUAAAAACGCUGGAAGACAUUUUUCAACCAGGUAGACGUUUAUGGUGACUGCAAUGUGAAAAAGUGAAACCAGGGGAAACUUAUGAGUGCAGCAGUAAUUCACUGCAAGCAGAGGCAGGAUGCUACCUGUUAGAAAAGAUAAGGUUAGACAGCAGUGAGUUUCAGUCUGUAUUCAGUCCUCUCUACCAUGGCACAGGGAAGGGUAACCACUGUCAUCUCUUUCAGGGUUUUCUUGUGACAAUAGAAACAAAGGUUGUCCUGGUUUUGGACCCUCUUCUUUUUAAAUGAAGCUACACAAACUGACUUCAGUCUGGUGAACAUUAGUGAAACUCUGUCAAACAUACAGUAGAUGUAUUAAGGGAUGCAGUUUAGAGUGCUGGCUCCUCUCUGAUAGAUCCCGUGCUUUACAUUCCGAUAUAAGCUGCCUUGUAUUACCUGGAGGUACUUGUGAACCAAGCAUAUCACACCUACACAUACUGCCUGCUGCACACCACCUCUGUACGGAUUCAGGUACAUUGUCCAUGGAUAGUUAGCUGCUGUUGCUUUAAUAAAGUAGAAAUAUGUGAGAGUUAUAUGAGGUGUAGAUACUGUAAGCAGUGUGGUAGCAACAUAAAACUGGAAAUGUAAGGUCCCGAGACUUCAGGCAGCGGAAGCUACAGUACUACGGUUUAUGCAAGUUUUACCCAUGCAUCUUAAUUUGACUUUACAGGAUGGGAUUUUGAUUGGUUAUAACUAUUGCCAGCCAAGGAGAAUUUAAAUGGAUCCCCUGUUGUGUUUUGGAGAAGUCUAUGCUGAAGCACCAUAAAAAAAAAAACUACUGCGAAAGGACCCUUUGAUCAAAUGUCCUCUUAAAUUGAUAUGGAUCCUUUUUUUCGUACUGACUAGAAACUGAAUGGAUGAAACGUGACAGGCAAAACAGCUGUAUCAAAUUCUGGGAAAACAUUAAUGCACAAAGUUGUUAUACAUAUGUCUUAUGAUAAGAUGCACACCUGUCACUUCCCACAAACUUGGUUGACAAUUACCUUCUCUCCAGUAUCUCACCACAAAGAGCUGUUCUUUCUUAUUUCCAUAACCAUAUCAGGAUAAUCUCAAACCCUCUUUAACUUUUAUUUAGUCCAAACAUUAGUGGUUGCUCUGAUCACCAGCAGACAGUUAGAGUUCUGUUUGUUCUUUCCCGGAUUCCAACACCCACAGUCAUAAUUUAUUCCCCUGUAAGCUGAAGAUGUGAGCAGCACCAUAUUGACUCUCUGUGCACGGUCACCAUUAUUUAUCUGAGAUACAUAAAACCAUUUUUUAAAGUAUUGUUGCAGAAAAAUUUAUUUAUUUAUCUGGAUGUGACUGAUUACUUGAAAAUUUUAGACUAUUUUUUUUUCUCAGCGCUGUUCUGUACUGUUUUCUUUUGUCAUUACCAUGAAAUGAUUGACCAGUGUGAUUUAUGGUUAUAAUGAUUACUGUAAUGACAUAGAAUCUCUCCAUGGACUUUGUUUCCUUUUGUUAAUUUCAUUCAAAACUUGUUACGAAGUGAUGUUUGGAAGCACACUGGCAUCAAGUGCUGUUAACAUUGUCAUUCCAUUACAUGACAAGGGGAGUGUUGUGAAAUUGAAAACAAACGAAAACGCCUGAGUUUCCCAAAGCAUGAAUCAAUUAGUUGUUUUACCCUUUUCAUCGCUGGUUUCAUUUUGCCCAGAUUUAUUUGAAAAUUAUCUUUUUUUUUAAGAAGCCCAGCCCUUACAAUGUCUUCUCCGCUUUGUUCUGGUCUUAAGGAGAAGAAAAAAAUACAGGAAUCAAAGUUAAAAAGCCACACAUCUUUUAAAAACUGGGUCAUGUAACCCUCGCCUUGAAAGAAGGACUUGUAGAAAUUUAGAUGUAGGACAAAAAACAUUCAAGUUUUACCUUUUUAAUGAAAGAAUCUUAAAUGCCGAGAUUAGGUGUAAUGAAGAACUGCUUAACAACAACAUCUGGCCCUUCUCUCCCUUAAAACUGCAAUAAACAGGGGUAUAAUGAUUCAUUAAUGCAGAGUUUAUGUUCAAUGUGCAGGGAUUUUGUCACAUAUUAUUGAUAUAUGUAAUCCGGAUAACAACACAAGAUUUGUUUGUAGUACUGAAAGUCAUCUUAAGCUAUUGAUAUGUCACUGUAUUGUUAAUGCUCGCUGUUUGAAGUUAUAAUCAUGAGUCGCCAGAGAUUUUCAGUCAUCCUCACUCUCACAUUGUUGCAUUUUUUUCUGACUGAUGUGAAUGAAAGCAGGUGUCAGCAUGUGAAGGAUCAGGGUUUGCAGGGUCUUAAAUUCAAAAGGCAACUAUUAAUGAAAGUAAGCUAAAGUAAAUUCAACUUGUGAACACAAGAAAGAGACAUAAGAGGGUUUGAUCAAUAUGUUAGUACUCUUAACAGAAAUGAAUGUAACUGGGUUGCUCAGGGUUGACUCGGAGCAUGUUAAAAACUACUGGAUCAUCAGA
Messenger RNA from Notolabrus celidotus (New Zealand spotty), 5677 nucleotides. It is a transcript of the gene grb10b, whose product is annotated as growth factor receptor-bound protein 10b. Bases 333 to 2213 code for a protein of 626 amino acids. The transcript has 17 exons. The record is from RefSeq and is a predicted model, not a curated record. NCBI's taxonomy places the organism in Eukaryota, Metazoa, Chordata, Actinopteri, Labriformes, Labridae. Gene Ontology annotation, molecular function: insulin receptor binding. Gene Ontology annotation, biological process: negative regulation of insulin receptor signaling pathway; insulin receptor signaling pathway; negative regulation of Wnt signaling pathway.